Messenger RNA from Coregonus clupeaformis (lake whitefish), 11228 nucleotides. RefSeq names its product histone-lysine N-methyltransferase 2B-like. The transcript has 37 exons. The coding region runs from base 68 to 9022 and encodes 2984 amino acids. Gene Ontology annotation, molecular function: zinc ion binding; protein binding; histone H3K4 methyltransferase activity. The record is from RefSeq and is a predicted model, not a curated record. Gene Ontology annotation, biological process: positive regulation of DNA-templated transcription. Lineage: Eukaryota; Metazoa; Chordata; Actinopteri; Salmoniformes; Salmonidae. Gene Ontology annotation, cellular component: nucleus; histone methyltransferase complex.
CAUCUUGUUUUACCACAAAGCUACAGCGUACCACCGUCGUUGUUUUUGUUGUAGUUGCUUGUGAAUAAUGGCGGCAGCGGAAGGGGGAUUAUCAUCUCCUGCUAAUGUGACUGGCUUUAGCACUCCGGCCGUGGCCCGGUCUCGUUUCCCUGGCCGGCCAUGGACAUCUCGUAGUCGGCUACGGUCUGAGAAACGUCCGCAGCGGGGACGUUUCGACUCGGAAGGUGGAGAGGUAAUCACUGGAGGCCCGAGGCCCAUCAACAUUGGACUAACGUUGUGCGAGGACCCGUCACUGCUACAUUUACUCGGGAUUGCUGAGAAACAUAGGCGCCAGAGAGACGCGGGUUUCUACUCAAGCGGGAGUGAGGAUGAGGAUUUCACUGGGUUUGGGACGCAAUACCGGCCUACGCUCUCAGCACACAAUAUCUAUAAAAGCAGUCCUUUCCAAUCAUCAUUAUUGAAGCCAAAAAAGCCUCCCCCAGCUCCAGAACUUACAGCAAAACUUAAGAAAAGUAGAGGCAAAGGCUCCGAAGAAGAGGUUGGAGAGGGUCAGGAAGAAAACGCUGUGAAACCCAAAAUAAUUGCCAAACUGGCAGCCCAAAAAAAAUCACUCAGUUUGUGUGUUAACUCUACAGGAAAGCAGGCUGCUGGGACAAAGGCCUCAAAAGGCAAUGGCAGUGCAAAAUCAGAGGGCUCUGAUAGGAAAAGGGGAAGCAAGGCGAUGGAAUCGUCUUCAACAGCUAGAAAGAGGAACAGGCAAGACCAAACGACCAAGGUGGGCAGGGGAGGCUCAGGGUCCAGCACAGCCCGAGCCCAAACCAGCAGAGACAAGCAGGGCAAACUGGUGUGGACCCUGACAGUGGUCAAGGGCAAAGGGAAGACCUCCAAGGGCAAAGAGGCUGGGGGGGUAACAGCAGACAACAGUGAAACAGACAAAGCUAAGCCACAGAGGUUUGGGAAGACGAGAAAAGGAUCUCAGCAAGGAGACAAGGUUGAAGCACAGGCUCAGUCUAGAAAUGGAAAGACGACGACGGAUCUCCACACCGCCUCUCAAGGAGUAGCACUGUCCCCUGAACCUGUGAAUAAGCAGCAGCAGCAAAGGAAGAGGGUGUCCAGGGGAACCGUGGAUUCCCCUGAGGCUGGAGCUGAGAUGGGUCAGGAGCCAGCAAUACCCCCGGAAAGAAAGAAACCAGCACCAUAUAAGCGCAAGUCCAUAUUUGGCCUCAGAAGGAAGCCCAGUAAUGUGCAGAGGCUUAGUCCGCCAGAUUCUGUUGUGAAACACUUCCGUCGUAAGGUUGUCUUCUACACCUACGUGCCAGAGUACCUCCCAGCCCCAGUGAAGCAGGAGGGACAGGAGCCGCAGAGGGAGAGCACCGGGACAGAGGGCAAGCUUCUCCUGUCCCCUGGAAAGAUUCAGCAAGGAGGCAGCAGUAACCUCUCCUUGCCUGUGGUGAGUGCCAGGUCUUCACGUGUCAUCAAGGCACCCAAGAGGUUCCUCAACGACGAGAUAAUAUCCUGGCCCAGGGGCUCCCUGAAAAAGAAGAACCAACACAAGGUGAAGGAGGAGGAUGCCAUGAGCCUAUCCUUUUAUGAUUCAGACAAUGAUGACAUUGACAACUUGUCUCAAACUCCAGGUCAAAAUGAGUUCAAACCUGAAGUUGACAGCUCAACUGGUAAAAAAACACUUAAGACCAGCCUGUCCUCAACUCUGUCUGUGAUGGACUCAACACUCAACCCAGGAUCAUCCCACCUCGAAGUCUACGAGAGACUCAAGAAGCAGACCAUCAGCCUGGCCCAGAAGAAGAAGAAAGGGCUUAGUGCUGCUGAGGGUAAACCAGCAGAAGAAGAAGCCCAGGAGGACCUAAGUUUGACCUCGCCGGUUAGGAAAAGGGGGAGGUCCAAGCUGAAGAUGGAGGACCUCAACUCUCCCGGGGUUGUGAGGAAACUGGCGGUGCUGGUCAGUAACGCUGCUGCAUCAUCUGAGACUCUGGAGGAGGCAGCAAACAACACAGAAAAUGUCCAAGGGGCAGAAGCUGCUGAUGAAGGGGUUUACGAAGGGGAAAGCCAGGCUGAUGGGGGUGAUGGGGUGGUGGUGGAACAGGGGAGCACCAGCCAUCGGAUCAACCUCACCAGCACCAACAAGAGGAUGUUCCAUCUGCUGAAGAGGGCCAAGGUCCAGCUCAUUAAGAUCGACCAGCUGAAGAGAGCAAAGCUGCAGCUUGUGAAGAUCGACCAGCAAAGACCGAUGAAGUCAUCACAGCUUGGUCCCAGAGAUUUAGGAGUAGGAGGGGGCAGAAGGAGGAGAGGAGGCUCUGCUCAGGACCAAUUCCCUGGCGGUCCACGCAUCAAGCACGUCUGUCGGGCAGCAGCAGUGGCGUUGGGGCAACCCCGUGCCAUGGUGCCUGACGAUAUCCCCAGGCUUAGUGCUCUGCCCCUCCAUGAGCGAGAGGGCAUCACCACCUCACCAGCUGUAGAAGACAUUGCGGAUGACCCCUCUGAUCAGGAAAUCGAGAGCACUCAGGAACACAAGACGACAAGACGGAAGCACAAGUACAGCAAGCAGCGGAAGUUGAAGCGAAACUAUAACGAGGUUGGUCCUGGGGGCCGCGCCACCCGCUGUGGGACAUGCCAGGGCUGCCUCCAUGAGGGCGACUGCAGCACCUGCUUCAACUGCCUGGACAAGCCCAAGUUUGGAGGGCCCAACACCAGACGCCAGUGCUGUGUGUUAAAACGAUGUGUUCGGAUUGAGGCGAGGAAAGUAAAGCGCGGCAUCAAGCCAUUCGCAGUCCUUUCGAGGCGGCGGCGCCAGUCGUCAGCUAAUGGCCUUCAGUCCAGCAAUGAUGAGUGGUCGGAAUCCUGGGGAGAGGCAGAGGUGGCGUCGGCCCCGUCAACCCUUGGAGGCUGCCUGAGCCCUUCCAGGAAGCAGCCGAGGCGGAACGUGGUGCCGCGCUCCUACAGCAGCCUGCUGAAGUCCGACUCGGACUCGGACACAGGCGGAGAAGCCGCGGUCAAUAGUCCUGUAAAGAAUCCUGUCGCUCCCAGCAGCCAAGUGCCCAGUGAAGUUGUAAGGCUCCGCAAACCUGGGCCACCCAAAGGACUGCCGGGCCGACGCAGAGCCGACAAGAAUGCCGUGGAAAACACGUCAACGAACAUCCUCACCGCGCUAACCAACGGACUCUCCCAAAAGGGCCACUUGAAGACCGGGACGCACAGGAUCCGCGUAGACUUUAAGGAGGACUGUGCCAUCCAGAACGUGUGGUUGAUGGGCGGUCUGAGUAUCCUCACCUCUGUCCCCGUCACCCCUCAGCCUGUCUGUCUGCUCUGUGCCAGCAAAGGACACCAUGAGAUGAUCUACUGCCAGGUGUGCUGCGAACCCUUCCACAGCUUCUGCCUCUGGCCCGAAGAGCGCCCCCAAGAGGAGAACAAGGAGAACUGGUGCUGCCGCCGCUGCAAGUUCUGCCACGUGUGCGGUCGCAAGAGCAAGAACAACAAGCCUGUGUUGCAGUGCAGGAGGUGUCAGAACUGCUACCACCCCUCCUGUCUGGGACCCACCUACCCAAAGCCCAUCAACUGUAACAUGCCCUGGGUGUGUAUGACGUGUAUCCGGUGUAAGAGCUGUGGAGUGACCCCAGGGAAGACCUGGGACAUGGCCUGGAACCACGAGCAGGACCUCUGUCCUGACUGCAGCACCCUCCACAGCAAAGGGAUCUUCUGCACUGUCUGCUCCAAGUGUUACGAGGAGAACGACCACAACAACAGCCAGAUGAUGGAGUGCUCCAGGUGUAGCCACUGGGUGCAUUCUAAAUGUGAAGGACUCUCUGACGACCUGUAUGAGAUCAUGUCCAGCCUGCCAGAGAGCGUAGUAUACACCUGUGAACCCUGCAGCCAAUCACAGCCCAGAUUCUGGAAGGAGGAGCUGAAGGAAAGGCUGAGGGCAGGGCUAGAGAAAGUGCUGACCAACCUCCUUUCUGACUCCUCCGCCCAGCACCUAAUCACCUGCAGGGAGUGUGAGGAGUCCACGGAACUAGAUGCUUUCUGGGACCAACAGCAGCCCAUCUGCGACCUACAUGCCGUUGGUCAAAAAUGUACAGGGGGCCAGUACACUUCACUGAAAUCAUUCCAUGAGGAUGUUGUCGUGGUGAUGAGGAAGUGGCUGAAGGAGGAGGAGUCUCUCCCUGAGGACCUGAGGCCCACCUGUUUGGCCAGGUCUCACUACCUGAAGUUGCUGGAGGAGACUUUCAGUUGGUUUCAUAGCCAGGAUCAGAAAAUGUGGGACCCAAUCUCCAAAGAUUUCCCAAGUGGUAUGCUCCCUGAGGCAGUUCUUCCUCCCUCUAAGGAGCACAGCUAUGCACAGUGGCUGGAGAGGACGUACCAAGUUACCAGGGGUGCAGAUUACCUCCAGCAGGGGAACCGCGUCCCUCCCCCAUACUCAGUCACCACCUAUCAGUCCCGGGCUCUGGAGGGCCUCCCACUCAAAUCCCAAGGUACAAAUGGUGCUCUAACCAGGGCCCUGGAACUCGACUGGACCAAAGAUGAGAGGCAGUGUACACUCUGCCAACAGUUUGGCGACGCCACACCCAACGACGCGGGCAGGCUCCUGUACCUGGGGCAGAACGAGUGGGCCCACGUUAAUUGCUGCCUGUGGUCUGCUGAGGUGUACGAAGACAACGGAGCUCUACUCCAAGUACACAGUGCUGUCUCCAGGGGGCGCCACAUGCGCUGUGAGCGUUGUGGCCAGGCGGGGGCGACGGUGGGCUGCUGUCUCUCAUCCUGUCAGAGUAACUACCACUUCAUGUGCGCCCGCGCCCGCAACUGUGUCUUCCAGGAGGACAGGAAGGUCUUCUGCUCCAGGCACCGCGAUCUCGUCAGUGAGAAGAUGGUGUAUGGGAAUGGGUUUGAAGUUCUCCGGCGGGUCUACGUGGACUUCGAAGGGAUCAGCCUCCGUAGGAAGUUUCUGACUGGCCUGGAGCCAGAGUCUAUAAAUAUGACCAUUGGCUCUCUUCAGAUCAACAAGCUGGGUGUGCUGACUGAACUAUCAGCAAAUGGCGCGAGGUUGUAUCCUGUGGGCUACCAGUGCUCUCGGCUGUACUGGAGCACAGUGGACCCUCGGCGGCGCUGUAAGUACACCUGUAAGGUGACAGAGGUGUGCUCUCCACUCCCAGAGAAGCCAGGAGAACCACGGUGGUGGGACCAGGAGGAGAACCGAACCAUAGCCCACAGCUACUGCAAAGAAAUGGAGAUUCCAGAGGAUGUGAUGAGUCCUCUGCCCAUUGAGGUAUGUCCCAGCACCACCCCGUCCCCCCUGAAACAGGAGCCUGGGGCCAAAACCCCUGGUUACUCACAGACCAGGAGACCAGCAGGAGGAACAUCUCGACCUCUUCCCUCUCCCGGGAGUGCCAUGACCAAAUCCCACCACGUCCUGACUCUCAGGGAUCUGGACGAUACCUGCCGGCCGCGUCGCCUGUCUCGUGGCCGCCACUCCGGGGACUCCUCUUCCCCCACCGAUGGCCCCGCGGGACCAAUGACGCUCCGUUCAGGGGGCACCCUCCACCCCAGGUCCCUACCCUCCAGCUGGAGCUCCCCUCCCUUGUCCCCCUCCAGUGUUACCUCCCCUCUCUCUCUGCGGCCUGGCGCCAUCAGCAGCCCCCCCUCCAACCUCCCUCUGGCCAUCCGCAACUCCUCCAGAAUCAGACAGCCAUUCAAAAUCACAACUCCAGUGUCCGCUGAGGUGCCACAAGACUUCUUAGCGUCAUCCGAGCCAGAGGAGGCAGUGGUGGUGCCCUCAAACGGGAUCACAUUGACAGCAAAUAACAUGGAGGAAGACACAGACGUCGGCCCCCUGAUGUUGGAUCAGGACUUGCCCUUCGCGCCAUACGACGUGGCGGACGCAGACGUGGCGGUGGCCUCUGUGCUAAACGCCAAGCUGGAGUUUGACGAGGCCUUGCUGAACGAGACUGUGGCGCUUCACUGUGGAGGUUCCCAGACAGGUGGAGGAGAUAUGGAGGAGGAGGAGGCAUUAGAGGAGGAGACUCAGGGUGGGGACAACAUGGAUGCCAACAACAAGGCCCCAGUAUUCACCAAAGCAAUGGCCACUAAAGAGGUCCUGGAGAACGGUUCCUCAGACGAAGACAUGGAUCACUACUUGAAGUUAUCGCGUAUGUUGGUGGUGUGCGAAGCCUCCAAGGACUCAGGGCAGGCAAGUCUCCCUCUCUCCUCACCUCCUCCUACAUCUCAGUCCAUCUCACAGCUUGACGGAGCUGAUAACGGCUCUGAGAGUGACUCAAGCGAUUCUACCUGCGAUGAGGAAGAAACUCAGGAAGAGGGGAAGAGUGGGGAAGAUCAGGGGAAUGACACUCAAGGCGUGUUUGAAACCUGUGACCCAAAUAACGACAUGUCUGUUGAAAAGGAGGUUCUGAUGGACUCAGAGCAAAUGGAAUCCCAGAACGAGGUUCUUCUGGACCUCAGCAGUGGCCAUUUUGUUUCGGAUGACGACAGCACCAGCGAGUACCUGGCUAAUAAUAAAAAAGUAGUGCUUGAUGACAGCGAUAGCGACAGCUCUGGCUCCUCUACAGAUUCUCUUGUUGGAGUGGACGACGAGAUGGGAGACCCAGACUUCGAGCCGGAACCCAAACCCAACCAAAAAUCACCUCCCGUAAAAACCAUCAACGUCAUGGAAUGCCCUACUCCUGUGAGCGUGAGAACUAUUCCACGUAAACCCACACCAACGCAGAGAAAAAUCAUCAGGGUGUCCCUACCCUCUGGACCUGCUCUGCCUCUGAAUGUAGCCUUCUCUUCGACACCCAUCGCUGUUCGAACCAUUCCAAGGACAGUCACCUCCACCGCCUCCCCGACCCCAUUCGUAAUAAAUGGCAUGAACUCUAUACCCUUACAGACAGGGGCCAAUAGGGGGAGAACUAUCGCUAUCCGCCUGGCCACCCCCAGACAAGCAGCUCAGCAGCAGCUGACUGCCACUAUUCAGUCUGGAGCCUCCAACUCAGCCCCGUCCCCACAGGUUCUGCUAGUCAACCGUCAAGGUCAGAUUCUGAUGAAAGAUCCAAACACCAACACCUUCCAGACGGUCAGCACCAGCUCCCCUUCCUACAGCCGCAUCAGCCAGAUUGCCAAGAUGAUCCACAACAGUGAUGCCCUGCCCCGCGCGGUUCCCCAGAUGGUGGUCGUACCCGCUACAUCUACACCCUCGCCACGGACAGCCAUCUUCCAUAGUUCAAAUUUCAUCACCAGUAACCGAAACAACACCACCACACCAACCACCAUCUCUAACAGAAACAACACCACACCAGCAACCACCACCAAUCUCCUGAUCAGGACCCCACAGAGUUUGCAUGAUGGGCGAGUGUUGGUCCGAGCCAUCCCCGUGACGAGUGGAGCUAAACAAGUGAGGGUCAAGUGCGUCUCUGUGCCCAGCUCUCCAGUGAUGAUGGGCAACCAGGCCCAAGCUAUCUUAGACAGAGCCAUGGCUACUCAUCGCGAGCCCUCUCGGAUACGGCCUAAUAUCCUCAGGGUGAGCCCGUCCCAGCUGAGCCCAUCCCAGUUCCAGGUCCACCCGUUCCUCAACAAGCUCCAGUCCCCUCUAGCCAUCUCAGACACUCCUAGUCAGAUGCGCCGCCACGAGCCGGCCACCGUACCUGAAUCCCAGGUCCGCGUCAAGAGAGUGUCCUUCGUCGCUGAGCGUCCCGGCAAGAAGAAAUGUAAGACUGAUUUCCUCCCGCAGUCACCCUCUAGUGACCUUGAUGACCUAGAUGGCAGCAGAAAUAGUGGUGUUCGAAUCAAAGCCCCAACAAUGAAAGAUGUGCUGGAUCUGGACCAGGAGAAAGUUGAGCCCAAGGUGAUCCUACCACCAGAACCUGAGAAGAUCAGACCACCUCCCAUACCUCAGAUGGCACAUCAGCCCAACAGCACUCUACGUCCACCCAACAGCAGCAUCACUCAGAGUAGCAGCAACAUCCAUGGGAAAACCCACGUAUGGGUCAGUGCCCGCCAUGGAGAUCUCUCUGACUGGGGCCCCUACUCAGGUUUCAGCUCUGACGAGGACACAUCGCCACCUAAACAGGACAAGACCAGGUUUGCCCACAGGAACCAGCCCCACCUGUGCUUUGAGAUCACCAGCGACGACGGCUUCCAUGUACAGGCAGACAGCAUAGAGGUGGCGUGGCGAGCGGUGAUCGACGGCGUCCUGGAGGCCCGAGCGGGGUUCCAUUUGAAGGCGUUGCCCCUGGGCGGGGUAAUCGGGGCGCGGGUUCUGGGCCUGCUCCACGACGCUGUCAUCUUCUUACUGGAGCAGCUGCAGGGCGCCGCCAGCUGUAAACAACACCGCUUCCGCUUCCACCGCUACGACACCCCUGACGACGAACUGCCCAUCAACCCCAGCGGCUGUGCCCGUGCCGAGGUCUACUCGCGGAAGUCAACCUUCGACAUGUUCAACUUCUUGGCGUCUCAACACAGACAACUGCCUAACAUCAUGUCGACACCAUGUGACGAGGAGGACGAUGACGUCCUACUGAAAUCCACCAGACGAGCCACCAGCACAGAGCUUCCCAUGGCCAUGCGCUUCAGACACCUGGAGAAGACCUCUAAGGAAGCAGUGGGGGUUUACAGGUCUGAAAUUCACGGACGUGGUCUGUUCUGCAAGAGGAACAUUGAGGCAGGGGAGAUGGUGAUCGAGUACGCAGGCACCGUCAUCCGUGCGGUUCUCACAGACAAGAGAGAGAAAUACUAUGACAGCAAGGGCAUCGGCUGUUACAUGUUCCGCAUUGAUGACUUUGAUGUAGUUGACGCCACCAUGCACGGCAAUGCCGCCCGUUUCAUCAACCACUCAUGCGAGCCCAACUGCUACUCGCGCGUCAUCCUCGUCGACAGCCACAAGCACAUCGUCAUCUUCGCCCUGCGUAAGAUCUACCGUGGCGAGGAGCUCACCUACGACUACAAGUUCCCCAUCGAGGACGACAGCAGCAAGCUGCACUGCAACUGUGCCACCAGGCGCUGCCGCCGCUUCCUCAACUAGAAGAUCAACCUAACAAACAGACAUCAAGUUGGAGUACUUUAAUUCCUAGAGGGAGACUGGGAGACAGGGAGGCGAGGGGAAAUGCAAUGAUAUGGUCAUAAGAGUGCCGUUGCCCAUAAGUACUGAUGAAUCGGACCCUCAUCCGUAGAUAGUUUAAUUUACAGACCGACUGAUAUUACGCUUUUUUAUUUAAAGACUGACUGGUGGACAUUUUGUGGUUAUAUCCCAGAGCAUGGUUUCCCAAACUCUGUCUACCGCUACAGGCAUCUAUUCUAGGCCUGCAAGGAAACCCAGUUGAUUCAGACCUCAGUACUUUAGGCCACUGGUGACAUUACACCAUCUCAUGGGCAACUCGCGUGGUUUGUCUACGUUCUUGAAUCAGUUGCCAAUGGCCUCUGCUGAAAAUGGAGCUAAAUAUUCCACAGUUGUGGUGCUUAUCACUUAGACCAGUUUGUCAUUCAGAUUACUCUGUUUUAAAGAGGAAUUCCAUGUUAUUGUAGCUAUGACAAUACAAGGCUACACUUGAGUGGAGGGGAAACCGAUUUUAGCACCUUAUUUUCAAUGGCCAUAAGCGUGGGCGUUGCUAUACAUAAAAGGCAAUACUGACCUUGGAAGAAGAAUAAAAGUCUGUUGUAUUUUUUUAACUUAGACCCAAGCCACCUCAAGUAUAUAUUUUAGAGCAGCUACAUUUUAAUUGCCCAUGUCGAUGGAGACCAUUAUAACAGAAAAUGCGUCCCAAAUGACAUUUAGGACAUGGCCUGAGACUCUUAUGAGCAGGGGGCAGGUUCAGGUUGUUGUUCCUUUUGUUGUACUUUUAUGAAGGUGCUGUUCAACUACCCUAAAGGUUGCUUUCACCUAUGUUUUUAAUAAAGGUAGACUCAGCGAAGUGACGUUGCUACGAUCACCACCGCAGAUAUUGAGAUGAGCGAGAUGCAAGACUUCAAUCUCACACAGUCACACACAGUAUCUGCGCAUGUGCGUACGGGUUAGAUUCACGCUGUUACAGCGUGGUAGCCAGGGCACAUAAACAGCGGAGAAGUUGAGCCUCACGCUGCAACGCUCAUAUUUUGAAAUUGACCCACUUGUGCUGUUUACUCUCUGCAACGCUGUCAUAUCGCUGAGUCUACUUUACACUUGUUCUCCACUAAUUUCUCCCAUGUUCUUGAAAUUAGAAUGUCAUUUCUGUGUAAACAGAUAUCUUGAUGCACCCCUCUAGAAAGAAAUAAUGGAACAUGUUUUAGUCUGCCAGGUAUACUUUUUUUCACUAUUGUUUUUGUCGUUUUGCCCCAGACUUUAAUACUGGGGAAAGUAAUAUGGUUUUGGGUGAAAAAAACUGCUUUGAUAAGUCUACUCCCUCCCUAUCAUUUUACAACCCAAUGUGUAUAUGUUUGCAUGUAUAUUGGUAUAAAUGUAUAAUCAAAAUGCUAAUGAAAAUAAAUAAAUGUGAUGUGUUGUCAAAUAUUAACCUGGUUUAUAUUCGGUACUGAACACCCACUAAUUUUAAACAGGGUCAUGAAGCUUACAGUACAAUACCUGGUCGUAGUCUAUUCUCAAUUUGUUGUCCUUUUAUCUUCUCUAUCUGUUUUGUGUUUCCCUUCUACUUACCUGACUGUGACCACUCCUCUCCCCUGUUUCACAGGUGUACUACCUCAGUGGCUCACCAUGACAUUAACAAGAGAAGAUAAUGUUUUGGUCUGUUACAAUAACUACUUCAGCCAGUGCUUGAGGUAUUGGACCUCAGUUUCUGUUUGUUCCGGCCCAAGUCAAGCACUGACUGUAGUAAACCAUGUAGAAUGCAUGGCCAAUAGAUCGUGUCAUUCUAAGUGGUAUGCUAGUAUGGAUAUUGUAACUUGCUCUUGGUUUCCAACUCCUGCUGUGCUGGCUCGAAUGUGCAACCCCAUUUUAGGGCACUGAGCUGGCUGUGCAUGCAACACCAUCUACAUGUUUUAGUUGGGGUUUGGAGGGGUCUCUGCCCCAGAGUACUGAAUAAAUGCAGUGUGUUAUUGCCGUAGGACUGUUUUAAAUAUAUUUAAAAUAAGAUGUUAUCUCACUGCGUGUUGAAUGAACAUGGUUCUGUUACCUUGAAACAAGGCAAACUUUGUCUGUACAUAGUUGUAUAAACAUUUUCUAAACCUUUUUUUUUUGGUACACACUUUUUUGUAUUUAUUAUCUUGGCUUAAUAAAGAUGUUGAAAUGUUUCAAGUAA